ACCUCCGAAUCAGAGCCGCUGUUGGUUUCGGACUCGUUGACAAGAGAGGACUUGACGUCGUCCAGGUCUCUGUCGGCGGCCACGCUGGUCUUGUCGUCGUGCUCGCCUUCAUCCUUGAAGCGGAGGAGCUCGUCGUUGGCGCCCAAGUCUUCUUCGCCGUCGGCGGCGCUCAGCUGCGGCAUGCUAGCAAGUUAGCCGCGACGCCAGCACACUUUCACAACAAGCGAGCACCGCCAAGCUAAUUCGACUAGCUGCUAACUUUAGCCUCGGUCUUAUUCGACGACAAACGUCGACGACAUCGGGCGGCUGACUUUCUCGUCAGGGUGUCGUAAAACGGCCAAAAAGUGUGUUGGAAACAGUUGGAGCUAGCAGCUAGCUGCCUGCGGCGUUCACUGACGCCGCUGCUCGAUGUGCUCGGAUUCCCGAGGUGUGGACCAAGUCUUGUUCCAAGGACUGGAAUUUAAAAAGCCCUCACUUAAACGCGCUGCUUUCUGCGGUGCAAACCGCAAACGAGUAACAGCGAGUUAGAAUCGCCGGAGAUGGAAAACAGCGCGAGGCGACAGAGUGAAAAGUUUCCUUCCCAUCGCGAGCAUUUGACGUCCCAGCGCGUGAAGAAAAGUCUACUUUCCUACAUUGUUCACGCCGCGUGAACCUCUCACGGCGUCCCCGGGAGCGCGCACACGUCCGCGGGAUGCAUUGUGACUCGCCGCGUGGACGCGACCGUGUACACGCGAAGCAAAGCACGAGCUUCUGGUCGGGGUUCGCAAGAAGAACAACACGGCGACGCCGGCCCGCCGCUGACCGUGGGUCUGUCUCUUCCGCCUGCUGCUGUCGGGCAUGGCCGAUCAGCUGAUCCUGGAUCAGGAACAACAGGUUGGCGAGCCCGCCCGUCGAGGGGGAAGAGUCUGAUUUAAAAAAAACUAAACAAAACAUUUUUUCUCCAAGUGUGAGAAAAUAUAUUCUCUGCCUACGUCAUGACUAGCCUUCUUUAGCUAGUUUUGUCAGCAUUCUACUCUUUCAUGUCAUAAAACCACAAAUAAUGACAAAUGAAAAUGUAUUGACCUGUAGGUGACAGCGAGCGAGAGGAAGGUAAAUAAAAGUCAGUCCAUCCCUUGAAUACAAAGUCAACAAGUCAUUAAGGAUGUUUCAUGGAGAUAAACAACAUGGCCGCUGCCUGGGGCCUGUUGGCUGCUUGUCAACUGGCGCACUUGUGUACUUACACUUAGUCUUUUGUGUGAGUAAGUGCACUUACACUUAGUCGUUUGGUGAGUAAGUGCACUCUUGUACUUACACUUAGUCUUUUGGUGAGUAAGUGCACUCAUGUAAUUAACACUUUUGUGUGAAUAAGUCUAAUUUUGUACUUAACACAUAGUAUUUUGUGUGCUUAGGUCCACUCGCGUACUUAGACUUAGUCUUUUGUGUGAAUAAGUCCACUCGUGUACUUAGACUUAGUCUUUUGUGUGAAUAAGUGUACAUUUGUACACACGUAAUAUUUUGUGUGCUUAAGUGCACUUGUGUACUUCCUCUAGUCUUUUGCGUGAAUAAAUGCCCUUAUGCACUUAAUGCGGAUCUUUUAGCUUGUAAGUGCACUUGUGUACUUUCAUAGUCAUGUGUGCAUAAGUGCCACCUUCAUGGACAAUAUAUUCACCACAGACUUUGGUAACAAGACUGCUAGUGGCCUGCUGAUGGACAUCAUGAUCAUCUUCCAGUCCGCCCAAUUUACAGCCAUCAUUAUAAGAAACCACAGAUGGACGCCGCAAAGACUGUCCAAAGACUACGUUCAGAGGACAGAGUCAUCGAGAAUAUCUGAGGAUCAUUCUACAUACAUGUGGAAUCGAACUUUGGAGGGAUUGGCUAAGGGAGUCCAACAACGUACAAGGAUGAGACCAUACAAGGAUGAAGGGUCUUAGACCUGUCAUGAUGUCUGUAUCUUUAUUAUAUAUCACUAUAUGGAUUGUUGUCAUGGUUACCAUUAUGCCACAAUAUGGUGUAAGGGCACUUGGGUAUUUUUGGGUGCACAAAUGCACUUGCAUACUAACACUUAAGUCUUUUGUGUGCAUAAGUGCACUUAGAUUUACUUCCAAAAAAUAUUUUGACUCAUAAGUGCACUUGCAUUCUAAGUCUCUUGUAGACAUGAGUGCACUUAAGUGUAUGUAACUGCACUUGUGUACUAAUAUUCUAGUGGGCAUAAAUGCACUUGCAUACUUAUACUGAAGUCUUUUGUUCCCAUAAGUGUACUUGUGUCCGGACAUCUUGUGUAUGUAAGUGCACCAGUAUACUUACACUAAGUCUUUUUAGUGCACACUUGGGUAAUUACACUUGCCUCAAGUCUCCUCACCAGUGACGCAAGGACACGCCCCGGACAGCCCGGGAAUGCGGCCCAUCAGGUUCUCCCCAAACGGGUCGAUCUGGAAGGGACAUUUCAGUCGGCAUCGGGGAGAGCAGCAUCUCGUCUUCCAGCAGCGAGCGACAUGGCCGUCAACCUGAGCAAGAACGGCGCCGAGCUGAUGGCCGCCUACAAGGACGUGGUGGACGGCCGCUCCGACACAAACUGGGCUUUGUUCACCUACGAGGGCAACAGCAGCACCAUCCGAGUGGCGGGAAAAGGAGGUGGGGGGUUGGAGGAGAUGGUGGAGGAGCUGAGCAGCGGGAAGGUGAUGUACGCCUUCUGUCGGGUGCAGGACCCCAACUCUGGGCUGCCCAAAUACGUCCUCGUCAACUGGACAGGUGAGGGUGUGAAGGACUCCCGCAAAGGAAUGUGUGCCAAUCACCUGACUUCAGUCGCCAACUUCCUCAAGGGGGCCCAUGUGACCAUCAAUGCUCGUGAUGAGGACGAUGUGGAGCCAGACGUGAUCUUGUCUAAAGUGUCCAAAGCAUCAGGAGCCAACUACAGCUUCCACAAAACAACACAGCAGUAUGGAGAUGUUCCCUCAGGACCUGUGGGUUCCGUUUACCACAAAACAAACGCAGUGGAGGAAAUCCAACAAAUCGACAAAGACGCUUUUUGGGUCCAAGCUCAGAGGGAGGAGGAGGUGCGGCGGCAGCAGGAGGUGACGAAGGCGGAGCUCCAGAGGCAACACCUGGACAAGGAGAGGAGGGACGCAGAGGAGAAACAGACCAAGGACAGAGACAGGAGAGUCCACGAGAGGGCGGCGCUCAUCGACCAGCAAAGGACGCUCCAGAAACAAAGAGAAGAAGAAGACAGGGUGAGAGAAGAAGAGCGGCGGAGUCAGCAGGAAAAGGAGAACAAACGAACGGGAUCCAACAUGGCUGCUUCGGUGCACGCAGCAAAUGAAGCCAAGGCCGUGAUCUCCCAGCGCUCCAUCAACCCUCGAGAUGUCUUCAAGCAGCGGGAGCAGAGUUUGGACCUCAACUACGGACGCUCCCCGUCCGCCCCCAGAGCGGGGAAGUUGCAAAGUCCGUUUUUAUCCCAGAAACCCUUUGAGAGUCAGUCCAUCCUGCGGCCCCAGACGCCGCCUUCCCAGAAACCCUUUGAGGUUCCCAUCGACCUGAGGCCUGGGACACCGCCCUUUCAGAAACCCCCGGAGAUCCAAAGCAACCUGCGGUCUUGGACUCCGCCCUCCUCGUCUCCUACUGUCACAACAUCGUCCCACACUUUUGACUUGCACGGUGGCGGCGGCAGAGAACCCACCGUCACUGGGGGGCUCAUGUCAGCAGAAGCGGCGUAUGCGGCCGAGGAGGACGACUGGUCGGACGAGUUCGAAGAGGACAUGUACGAAGCCCCCCCGGGUGAGGCGUUUGGCAGCGGCCUUCUCAAGACGCUCUCACCCCCCGCCCCCACCGAUGCGACGUUUCCUCCGGGUGCGGGUGACGUCGUGUACAAUGUGCCGUGGCCCGCCGACGAGCACCGAGGCUUCGAUGAUGACAACACGGCUGAAGCUGACGAUGGAGGACCCAACAUUUGUGCCAAGGCUGUGUACGACUAUCAGGCGGCUGAUGACACAGAGAUCACCUUUGACCCUGAUGACAUCAUCACGAGGAUCGAGAUGGUGGAUGAAGGCUGGUGGCGAGGGUACGGCCCUGAUGGCCGGUACGGAAUGUUUCCCGCCAAUUACGUAGAACUCUUGUAGAGAUUGUCCUAAUAAACUGUGGUUUGGCAUCAUGUAAACACUCAAGUAAUUCACCCAAGUA
Doryrhamphus excisus (bluestripe pipefish) is the source of this 4152-nucleotide messenger RNA. It is a transcript of the gene dbnla, whose product is annotated as drebrin-like a. Gene Ontology annotation, cellular component: lamellipodium; postsynaptic membrane; cortical actin cytoskeleton. Gene Ontology annotation, molecular function: actin filament binding. The record is from RefSeq and is a predicted model, not a curated record. Gene Ontology annotation, biological process: positive regulation of axon extension; neuron projection morphogenesis; positive regulation of dendritic spine morphogenesis. NCBI's taxonomy places the organism in Eukaryota, Metazoa, Chordata, Actinopteri, Syngnathiformes, Syngnathidae.